UCGGGCCACUUCGGGAGACCCAGGGCCCCAGCGUCCGGUGGCCCCUCUCCAGGGACUUCCUCCUUCUCGAAAGGUGUGCCCCAGCCUGGACAUGGCACCAGACACCUGUGGCUGCUCCCGUGGGGCCCUGCAGAGGAGGCUGCCCAUCCUGGCCUGGCUGCCUGUCUACUCUCUGCAGUGGCUGAGGAUGGACUUCAUCGCGGGGCUCUCCGUGGGACUCACAGUCAUUCCCCAGGCCCUGGCCUAUGCAGAAGUAGCUGGGCUCCCGCCCCAGUAUGGCCUCUACUCUUCCUUCAUGGGAUGCUUCCUGUAUCUCUUGCUGGGCACCUCCCGGGACGUGACUCUGGGCCCCACGGCUAUCAUGUCCCUCCUGGUGUCUUUCUACACUUUCCAUGAGCCCGCCUACGCCGUGCUGCUCGCCUUCCUGUCCGGGUGUAUCCAGCUGGCCAUGGGGUUCCUGCGUUUGGGGUUCCUGCUGGACUUCAUCUCCUGCCCUGUCAUUAAAGGAUUCACUUCAGCUGCCACCAUCACCAUUGGCUUUGGACAGAUCAAGAACCUGUUGGGAUUGCAGAACAUUCCCCGGUACUUCUUCCUCCAAGUGUACCACACCCUCCUGCACAUCAGGGAGACCAGGGUGGGUGAUGCUGUCCUGGGGCUGUCCUGUAUGGUGUUGCUGCUUGUGCUGAAGCUGCUGCGGGAACACAUGCCUCCUCCCCACCCUGGGACGCCCCUUGUUGUGAAGUUCAGCCAUGGGCUGGUGUGGACUGUCACCACAGCUCGCAACGCCUUGGUGGUCUCCUUUGCGGCCCUGAUUGCGUACUCCUUCGAGGUGACAGGACACCAUCCUUUCGUCCUGACUGGAAAGAUAGCUGAGGGACUUCCUCCUGUGCGGGCCCCACCCUUCUCGGUGACCACAGACAAUAAGACCAUCUCAUUCCCUGAGAUGGUGCAGAACAUGGGGACUGGACUGGCUGUGGUACCUCUGGUGGGCCUCUUGGAGAGCAUCGCCGUGGCCAAAUCCUUUGCUUCUCAGAAUAACUACCGCAUCGAUGCCAACCAGGAGCUGAUGGCCAUCGGCCUCACCAAUGUGCUGGGCUCCCUCGUCUCAGCUUACCCAGUCACUGGCAGCUUUGGGCGGACAGCUGUGAAUGCCCAGACUGGGGUGUGCACCCCAGCGGGGGGCCUGGUGACUGGUGUGCUGGUACUGCUGUCUCUGGACUACUUGACCUCGCUCUUCUCCUACAUCCCCAAGUCUGCACUGGCUGCCGUCAUCAUCAUGGCUGUGGCGCCGCUGUUUGAUGCCAAGAUCCUCAGGACGCUCUGGCGCGUUAAGAGGCUGGAUCUGCUGCCACUCUCUGUGACAUUCCUGCUGUGCUUCUGGGAGGUUCAGUACGGCAUCCUGGCCGGCACCCUGCUGUCUUUGCUUAUUCUCCUGUACUCUGUGGCUAGGCCUAAGACCCAGGUGUCAGAAGGUCACAUUCUUGUCCUGCAGCCAGCCAGUGGCCUGCACUUCCCUGCAAUCGAUGCCCUACGAGAGGCAAUAGUGACCCGGGCACUGGACGCAUCCCUACCACGCUGUGCGGUCCUGGAGUGCACGCAUGUUAGCAGCAUAGACUACACCGUGGUUGUGGGACUUGGUGAGCUCCUGGAGGAUUUCCAGAAGCGGGGUGUCGCCCUGGCCUUCGUAGGCCUGCAGGUGCCUGUGCUUCGAACACUGUUAGCCGCUGACCUGAAGGGGUUCCAGUACUUCACCACUCUGGAGGAGGCCGAGAAAUGCCUGCAGCAGGAACCAGGACCUCAGCCCCACACCAUCCAUGAAGACUGUCCAGAGCACAGGAUCUCCCUGCGCAAGUCUUAGCCCGGCGCCUGAAGGGCAGCUGGGGUAGGGCCAGCCCCAGGAAGGUCACUGUGACUUGAUGUUGAUUUCACCAGACUGACAAACCCACCAACCUGGUGGGACUGAGAAGGAGCCGCACAGGUGGCUCUGGAAAAGAGCAGGAGGCUGGUGGGAUCCCUAGGUGUGACAUUCCUGCUGUCUCCAAGCUGUGAGAAUUUGAGGGGUUGGGGUGGGGAUGAAGACUCAUCUUCCAGAGAGAGGGGCCAGGUGAGACAGGAAGAUCAUGGUUCCUGGCCUGGCUGGGCUGCCGGGGGCAAACUGGUGCUUUCCAGAUCCUGAACUCCUCUUCGGAACCAGGCUCUGUCAGAGAAGAGUCAGGACAGAUCAGGCAUCUAGAUCAGAGAUGUGUCUGACAAUGGUGCAGGACCCAGGCCAGUGCGUACACAUGGUGGCCUCUUAUGUGACCAAAUCAUUACAUCAAGGAGCUUUGUCGAUUGUCUUCCCGAAGUCAUUUACUGUGAGUUAUUUAUUGUGAUGAUCAAUGGUAUUAAAAUACAAGAUUUUUAUU
Molecule: messenger RNA, 2405 nt
Organism: Phodopus roborovskii (desert hamster)
Lineage: Eukaryota; Metazoa; Chordata; Mammalia; Rodentia; Cricetidae
Gene: Slc26a11
Product: solute carrier family 26 member 11
Biological process (GO): transmembrane transport
Cellular component (GO): membrane
Molecular function (GO): secondary active sulfate transmembrane transporter activity
Source: RefSeq, a predicted model, not a curated record